Molecule: messenger RNA, 5647 nt
Organism: Amoebophrya sp. A25
Lineage: Eukaryota; Dinophyceae; Syndiniales; Amoebophryaceae
Source: the annotation of a GenBank genome assembly
AUGACGUCGAUCACAUGGAAUCUAUUUAACAUUGAUGUUGAAGAUGCGCAUGAAGACGCUGGUGAUGUAACAUGUAGUCUUCGUCGUGUCGUAGAAGUGGGCGGAUCCUCAUCUGAUGUACAAGUACUAAGAGUAAAAGUUUUCGCGGCUUUUUACCGGCAUAUUCAUAUACCCAUCGUUUUUGUUGCUAUGAUAGAUUGUUCGUUUUUAAGAUUUUGUUUAUUUCCUUUUUGGGUCGUCAAAAAGAGCAGCGAGGAUUAUUGAACAUCAUGAUUUUUCUGAGAUUUUUUCAGUUCGUUAUUCGUCUGCUUGAAGUUUCGUCCUUGAUACGAUUUCAAGUUUUAUUCUUUUUGUUGCUUCGAGUUGGACGAGUAGGAGGUCGACGGUCAAACUAGAAGCGUUGCUGGCCGUCAUCACUCUUCUCUCACUUGCAGCUUUGCCAGAAAUUAACAGGACGUGCUAAUCGCGUCAGUUGUGAGUUUGAAUGCAAAUUCUUAUAUAUAUUCAUAGUAUAUUUUUGGAUUUUUUUGAUGAGCACUACAUCUACACAGGAGGAAGAUACCGAAGCAACAAGAGAACCACCACUAGUACUAAUCAAUUAAAUAAUAAGGAGCUGUAUCAGUAUAAUUUGAGAAGAAAAGAAGAAAAAGAAACUCAUCCCGAGAAGUAGUUUUGAAAGAGUCGUAUCAACAGCGCAAGGUCAACAAGGUACUUAGGAUCUUCGAUGACUACUUGUUGUGUCCGCCGUCUUUGUGGUUACUGCCAUUAAGAGAAAGCAGUGCUGUUGUGCUGCUGAAGACGACGAGGUCAAGGAUAUUUCUAUCGUUGAGCUGCAGUACUGACGCGAGACAUCAAGGACUGGAAAUCGACGCUAAAGCUACACCACGUAGCAGCUGUUCGUUCCCUCGUAUUUUGUUCCCGACGCGAGACAAUUACCAGCUUCCUUGGUCGCUUUUUUUGAAGAUACAAGCAAGCCGUUUUGCUCUGUGUUUGACGCCUGCGACCAACGAGGUGACUGUUGAGAGGAGAAGUAACCGCAACAGGGAUAAGCACUCGCACUAUUAACGCUAAGUCGAGAACGAGGACGACGUCAAGGGGCAUCCUACGACUCGAGUAUUCGGCUUAUCAUAGUACUAGUGCUACUCAGAUUUGAAGAAGAACGGGGAAAAGUUAGUAGACGCCCAUAUCAACGACCGCCAGAGCCAGUAGCUCCGUUGAAGUGGACAUCAGAUAGAAAGAAGAGAAACUAGAGACGCCAAAAAUUGUACGCGACUGAAAACGACACGCAUAGCGACAGUGACUACGUCCUCCUCUUCACACGUUGUACGUCGUUCAAGAGAUAAAAACGCAAAGAACUCGUAGAAUUUUCUCCCGGCGCGAGAGAAUUAUUGCGCUCCCGGCACCAUCGCAAAGCAAAAAAAUGGCGCGUUCUAAGAAGGUUCGAACGCGCACAAUAAACGACUGCAUCGAUGACAGUAGCUCGGGCGGAGAUGACUCUAUCGUGAUAGAAGAAGAUCAGGACAUCGCAGACUUUGCUCUCGACGAUGGUGCAGCUGGUACUAUAAGAAUACAUGGAUCAAUGUGGAUCAUGGAGUAUUGCUAUUGUUCCAAACCUCAAACUUUAGCUUACUUAAUCCUUUAUAGGAGUACAAGAUGAACCUUGCCUGUGCUCUCGCCUUUCGCCAGAUUAAUAUUAUGAAGUAGAUGAAUUAGUAGUCCUAGUCACCAGAAGCAGAGGCAGAAGUGGUGUAGGUAUUAAGGCUCAAUCUUCAAAAAUCUCAUGGGCAAUAUGCACAGAUUUUGACUUGCUAGCGGCUCCGACGCGACAGUUUGACGAACUUGAAGACGAUAAGAACGAGACUUCGUGGACGAGGCACGAUCGUUUUCAACGGUCUGCAAAGACCAUACUGCUCGACUUCGUGGAGCGAAGUGAGAGCUUCGAAGGUUCGUUGGAAGGACUGCUGGAGCUCGAUGCGCACUGGGACGACGCUCUGCUGCUAGUAGCGCUGUCGCUGGCCAAGGAUAGCGGACAGCUCUCGACCAACGAGGACCGGGAAAGGCUUCUCUCUUUGCUGGUGCGUUUCUAUCAAACCCGAGGAAGCUCGCUGGAUCAGUCCCUGGCACUUGAGAAAAUGAUGUCGCGCGCCGACGAUCUCCAACUCGAUUUUCCGUUCUUUCCGAAAAUGCUGGCAAGCUGGCUUCACAGAUUCAAGGAAGUACUCACUCAUUUAAAUAAGUACUCGCUAGGUCGUGGAGCUGCACAAGACUAGAAGUAGGUAGUGGAUGGAUUUUACGCUGACCUACUAGCGGGAUCGCUAACAUGAUAUUACGACGCGUCCAUUUUUUUUUGUCGUAGUCGUACUUGUUUUGAAUUAUAUAUUGGCCGUUGUACUUUCUUUUGUAUGGCUCUGGUAUUUGGUAACCUGAAUUCGAUCACAGGGCUUCUCUUCUUAUUUUCCUUAUGAUCAAAAUCAGGCUACCAAAUACCAGGACCCCUCAUCUUUCUUUCCCAAGUUCAACUUCGUUCAUGUGAUUUUCCAAAUUCAACGUCGUCCAUGCUGUUUUUUUUCUUCUAUGAAUGUAUCCAGGAAAAGCUGAUAAGCAGCGCACUUCUUCGUCGGUUACCGCAGAAAUUUCUGCUGGAUACUGGAUCAGAUGAGGUAGCAGUGUCGAAAUUGCGUGCUCGCAAGGCAUGCUACAAGAAGGUGAUCCACGAUUGCGGAUCGCUGAUCGGAACAGCAGGCACGUCGAGCGAUAGCAUCAGAACGUUCCUCGUUGAGCGACUGAAAGAAGGUGGAGGCGCUUCGCAAGAUCAAGAUGAAGCAGUGUGUGGAGAUUAUCCUUUGGAGAUGGUACUUGGAUUGGAAGUUGCGUUGUAAUUUUUGUAGCAGGCAUGCAUGCAAAAGGUACAGUGUCUUAUACAAUCCUAAAAUAGAAUUCAUAUGCUUUAAACCAGGGCAUACGAAAUAUGUAGCAGCAGCAUGAACUCAGACCUUCUUCGAUGAGAUUCUUGAAAUUUACCUUUACGAGGACAGUGCAAUUGUAAAAUAACUCUCUCUGUUCCUCCGUAACAUCAACAUGAUCACUCAUCCUCUAGUACAAAUAAAGGUAAAAGCAGCCGUUUUGUUCUUUUUGGAGAGCUGUCAAUGCAAGGAAGAAGAUGAUUCCCCAGCGAAGGCUGCUGCCUGUGCCUCUUUUCUUCAACAGCUCAGAGGAAUCGGAGUGCUUGGCGAUACGGGAAUGUUGUUCGGUCUUCUCCGGACGAUAGGAUCCGUCGACGAAAUCGCCGUCGAUAACCCAAAAGCAGACCAUUUUCUGAUCGAGCUGCUGAAGAUUCUCAUAGAGCAGGAUUCCCUGGAACCGGAUUUGCUCAAGAGGUCCGAUGUUUCGCUUUGAGUGAAAAAGUUUAACAAGGUCAACACAAUCUCUACCAUCAUUUUUCCAUCAAAGGAGCAAAAUGAUUGGAUUGAGGAAUCGUUUUUUUUCAUCAAACUCAAAGUCAAUUUCAAACUCCACUACCUAGGUGCCGGAUUCUGCAUGUGCCCGGAGGCGGGCAGGCACAGGAUAUCCUCAAGGAAGUGGAGGCUGCCAUGCCAGAACAUUUUGUUCCGUUCUACCUCGACUUUGAGCAGGACGUAUCUAUAAUGCUAGAUUUUCAUUAUCCAUGAUCGUAUAGCUUUUAUCUUCACUUCUACACCUACAGCUCAGCCUCAGCCUUAGGGAUAUCGUAGAGCAUCACUAUCAAUCUAAGUAAGAUAUUCAGUCUCAGUAAAUGAACAAAUAGUGCUGGUGCGUAGUUUCUGUCGGCGUUCAACAGCCCCACUUGCUCCUGUUCGCAAUGUGACUUACACCCUUCAUCAUCUUUUUCCAUUUUGCAGGUGAGUCGCGAAAUCGAUAAUUUUUUCGCAUCCUCUUCGUCGUGCCAUUACAACACCUUGUCCGGAACCGGAUGCUAUACUACGAGCAUUUCUCCGACCGCCUCGUCUUCGACGACAACGUCGCUGCAAGAUCGAAAAGAACGAUUCGGCAAAUUUGUGGCAAUGAUCGGGCCAGGACGCGAGAAGGCACGUGGACUGGUCGCACAGAUUGUGCGUGCUUGCUGCGCGGCUGAAGAUCCAGAGGCUUUUCGCAAGUCUUUGAUCAUGCGGUCUUCGUCUGUGGAUGUAGGUUCCGAAAGCAUCACAACAGGAGAUCAGGGAGCAGCUGCAGUAAACUCAGCGGAAGUAGAUAUUCUUGGAGGAGCACAACAGGAUUGUAGACCAAUAAAAGGUGAAUCUGGCUCGAUCGGACGUGGAGAGCCAGGUGCACCAGAUGUUGACGCUGGUGCUUCGAAACAACACAUGCUGAAUCAAGACUGCUUUUCGUCGAUGAUCUCCAUUUCUACUUGUACUUCGGAGCCGGCAUCUUCUUUUACCUCGAGCACGACGAGAAGCACGACGUCGUUUUCGUCCUCGUCUCCUACGUCGUCUUCGACAUGCGUGUCUGCAACAACGCUUUCGCCUAGCAGCAGUGGAAUCACUCCGUCUACAAGCUCCACUGGUGUCGUCUUGAACGCGGAAAAUGCAGGAGCAGGAGGUGGGGACCAACCCUCGUACCCGCAAAUGUUGAGCCACACAGUCUCUUCUGAAGUUCCUUCCAAUAUGAAUAGAUGUGGCGCGGAUCAUGGUGCGGAACUACAACUACAAGGAACGACGAUUCCGAGCAAGGUUGUACCUGGGGCCGUCACAUCGUGCGACAAGAUGAGUUCUACAACUACUCCUACUCCUAGUGGGGGCGUUGUAACCUCGUUCGAGAAUACGACGUCGAGUGCCAGUGCGUUUGAUAAUCCAUCGGAUAUUCUCACGUUGGGAAGACUUGAGGCAGGCUGCGCUCUGCUCACCUACCUGGUUCAGCAAAUCGAGGAGGUGCCCGCGUUGGCUUUAGCCGAUGGAUUUGGCCGUGCCAUUGUCACCCUAACCACGCAGGAAGAAAAGGAGACUGCGACGGAAAUGCUCCUUCGCUGCGAGAGCCUUUUCCCAGAGGGUCAAGUCCUCGACACAUCCACAGGAGCCGGCUUUUGAUUAGGGAUGGGACUAGAAAUUAGUGAUUCCUUUGAUUAUGAUUUGGCACAAGCACGGGCACAGCCACAUCCAGUGAUCUAGCACUUGUCCGCUAUUUUGUCUUCUUUGUAAGAUGUUAGGAGAUCAUUGUCCACCAUGUGAUUGUGGCUGAAAUUAUCCUUCACUACAAUCCAGCUCAGCGAUCGGCAACUGCAGAGCGCUGUCGUACUUGUCCCUUUUGUUGAGUCUGUCGUGCUGCUGCACGGCAGACAAUAAAAUGUAGUAACUAAAGCUAGGGAGGCGUUAGAUCAACUACAUAGAGCUGGACGAGAAGGACAGCGUUGAUAGUGUUAUCGGAAGGGUUUAUUUUUGAUUUCGAUAGAAGAUACAUUUAGAUUUUCUUUCUUAUACUAUAGUUGUAAUUGUGUUGGGAGGCAACAUUGACUACAUGAUUCUGCAUGACACCGAAGCAGGCGCUCCUGAGAAGACAUGUCGCCGACUUGACUUUUCAUGGCGCACUGGUCUUGGUGUUGGUAUUUGAAUGCCAGUACGAUGAUAAGUCUAGUACCAUGUUUUAUUGAAUAUAUUUAUAAGUAUCACUAAGUAAA